CUCCUCCCCAACAGCAACAACACGGUCAUAGCGCCAGUCCAGGGCUCUUGUACAUAGGGCAAGACAGAAGCUCAGCGCACGGGACUGACUCCAAAGGGUUCUAGAGAAAGAGAGGCAGCCCCUUUCCCCUUCGGCGCUUUGUGCGACCCAAGACACUCACAAACACUCAACAAAAAAAACAUGGACACCGUGUUGUCCAACGCAGGCGCCAUCUCAAAAGUGAUCCUCGAUGGGACAUCCUUUGCCGCGGAUGCAGACAUCUCCGGCAUGGUGGAGGUGACUGUUCCCCGCGGCAAAGAAAUCUCCUCCGUCCAGCUGGAACUCUGCAGCUGGCGGCAUAUCGCUCUCAAGAGAACGACAGCCGGUGCCGGCAAGGCUCAAGGUGAAAAGUCGCAUGUUGAGCAGCUCACCCGGCAAACACUCGAGUUGUUUCCAAACUUGGAUAUUGGCGGCGCAGGACGGAAUGGGCAUGAUACAAAGACCUUGAAGGAUACGGCCAUCUUUACCUUUCGCUUUGUUGCGCUACAGCCAACGAAAGCGCCCACUACGGAAGCCUUUGCAACAGGUCGCAUCAAGCACUACAUGACUUGCUUUGUACACAAGCGGGCCGGCCUGCUCAACCGGGAAAAACUCAUGGAAAAGAACCAGUUCCAAAUACCCAUCACGGCACCAGUCCUUGAAGUUGAUGCUUUGUUUCCGGACCGCACAUUCACUUCACUAGAAGCAAGACCCAACGCCGCCAAUGUACAGGACUAUGCUUUUCGUGUACGUUGCAAUACUCACCUCCUCUCGGGCUUGCCCUUUCUAGUGGAAUGUGAUAUUGCAAAUCACGCAACAGCUCGUAGCAUCACGCUUUCUCUUCAUCAACGCGCAUUUGCUUCCAUCGGUAAGAUCGAAGAGGAACAGUUUUAUCGCUCCCUCUACGUUCAUGAAGCAGCACGACCAGAACCCGCACGCGACGGUCAUUUCCGUGGGAAAUCAUCACCACGCCCAUUAGCGUAUGGACAGAAAGUCUAUCUCGUGGAAUGGACUUGUCCGCGUCGAGACUCACGUACACGAUUACCAUUCAAGGAGACGUUGUAUGCGAAAACAGCAGAAGCGAAUCUCGAAUGUGGUUUGUCGUUACGUGUUGAGAUGGACCUCGAGAAUGGCGAUCGGCUUGUAUCUGUUGUGCAUGGCAUUACUUAUGUUCCUGAUUGGAUUGAUGCUCGUUCAGAUCGACAAAGUACGUCGUUAAGACAGGAACGCAGUAUCAUGCAAGAUUCUCAAUCUCCAGCCAGCAGUCUCAUGACAACCGGUAGGCGUCUAUCUACAGCCAGCUCGCAAAGUGAUCUCAAGACUAGCCCAGGUUUUGCACCCCCUGGCUUUUCAAGUUUCCGAAGACCACAACAAGCGUCGUCGCAUCUUCGACACGCCUCUCAUGCUUCCUCACUGGUACCAGGCAUUGGAACUGGCGAGAGCUACUUUGAAAGGCAGCGUUCUCAGCUGGCUUCAUCUCGUGGUGGCUUGUCACCUCGAACACCGAAUGAAUUCGAUCCAGUCUUGACACAUGGAACGUAUGCGCCUCCUCGAGCUGGCGCAGUACGAACAAUAGCAACGCAGCAGCCACAGCUUUUUGGCUCUGUAGGAGCACAAACUCAAGACCCAGGCAUCGUGUCUGGUAGACAAUCCGUGAGUCGAGACACUAGGCCUGAUCAAAUCACACUACCACCAGCGAGUGUUCGUUCAAGCAUGUCUAUGGCUUUUGAACACAUGAAUCUCGCUGGUAGUGGUCCUGUGAGUGCGAAUGCGAGUAGUCAAGGCGCACGGUCUCCAUUGAUUGGACAGGAGGGUGUCGCUGCCUCUAUCCAUUCCAUUCGCUCGCUUCCACCGGGUACACCACCCCCUCCAAGUCAACCAUUGCCGCCGCCACCACCACCGACAUCGGGGGGUAGUCAACGGAGCGCCUUUACUGGACUCGGUCUUCUCUCUGGCAGCUCAAGACCUGUCUCUAUCCAUCAACCAGCUGCCCCACCAUUUGUGAUGAGUCAAGCGAAUGGUCGGUCGGGUGGCAGUCCUGCAGCUAGUGUAGCGAGUCUUGUUUCACCUGUUGCAGGUGGACUUGACGAUCGUCCUGCAUCACGACUCGGUGGUCGUUCAUCACGCGCUAUUCGACCAGCUGUUGUAUUGGGUAUUUCUCAAAGUACCAUCCAGACCAUGCAAUCUAGAGAUGACGGGGGCGUCAGCGGUAGCGGUAGCGGUAGCGGUAUGGCUGCCCCUACUGCGGUCGAAUCACCCGUUGUACCACUCUCAUCGAUGCUCUCGCACGGUUCUGCUAAUGGAGCAGUUGCUGGACCAGAGUACCAUACGGGUUCUGUGACGGGUAGUCCAUCGAUACAUGGUGGAUCCUUCGAUGUAGCAACACGUGUCACGUCAACGGCUCUGGAUGGACAUGCUGCACCUGCUCCUGCGAAUGCGAGUUUAUCAUCUCGUGCGGGAUCUGCAGGUCUAUCACCACCGAGUCGGAGUCGAACACCAAGUUCAGUGCCUGCUGCUGGAACCACAGCAGGAUUGGUUCAGGGCUUAUUCAACAUGUCUGGUGGUGGUAAACGAGCCAGUGAGACGCCUGAUGCUGUGUCGUUGAGGGAUUCAGGGUAUGCUGGGUCGACUGUUGCUAUGCAGCGGGGGACACCACCGACGCAGCGGUCUGUACCGCAGCCACAAUCGGAGUUGGAGCAGCAUCAGGCCGGGAAUGAGAUCUUGCUUGGCUGAAUCUUGUUAUAGAUGAUUUUGAAUUGAAACAAGUAUGUAAGUGUAUGGGAAUGUCUGGGCUGUAUCUACGUUGAAAUAGGAGCCACACGCAAGCCAAU
Protomyces lactucae-debilis is the source of this 2849-nucleotide messenger RNA. RefSeq lists its product as uncharacterized. The record is from RefSeq and is a predicted model, not a curated record. The coding region runs from base 181 to 2751 and encodes 856 amino acids. The transcript has a single exon. NCBI's taxonomy places the organism in Eukaryota, Fungi, Ascomycota, Taphrinomycetes, Taphrinales, Protomycetaceae.